Molecule: messenger RNA, 7138 nt
Organism: Caenorhabditis angaria
Lineage: Eukaryota; Metazoa; Nematoda; Chromadorea; Rhabditida; Rhabditidae
Source: the annotation of a GenBank genome assembly
AUGCUACAAAUUCGGCUUUUAUCAGCUGUGCGAAACACCGUGCACACUAGGAAUUUUGGCAGUUUUUUGAAUAGAAAUGUGAGUUUUUUCAAGGGAAGAGGGGUUAUUGAUUUUUUGAGGCUGAAAAAUUGGAGAAUUCUAGAAUUCACGGCUAUAUUUUCUAGAUCAAUGUUUGAGGAAAAAUCAAUUUUUCAUAAUUUUAUGCUGAAAAUUUGAGAAAAUAUUGAUUUUUGUGAGUUUUCUGCUGAAAAUCUAUAAAUUUCAAGUUGAACAAGUAAUUUUGUGCUAAAAAUAUUCUUUUCGGUUUUUCGGCUGAGAAAUCGUUUGCUAUUGAUUGUAGACGUUUUGUAUGAAAAUAUCAAACACUUUUGAAACAGUGAAAUUUUGAGUAUGAAAAUGAUAUAGCCGAAGGUUUUGAAUUCUUAAAAUAAUUUCAGUCAAAAAUGUUUGAAGUUGAUGGAUUUCAUGCUGAAAAUGAACGCCGUUGAAAUCUAAAGCCAUAUCCAAAAAUUCAAGAGAAAAAAUUAUUUAAACAUUUUUGAAACAGUGAAAUUUUUAACACUUUCUAAAAUUUUAAUUAUUGAUUUUUUGGCUGCUGAAAAUGCUGGAAUUUUUGAAUGAAUUAUAGUCAGAAAUUAGAAUUUUUCUGUAGUAAUUUCAUUAAAAAUGCAGUUAUUGAUUUUGUUGAACCCAACAUUCGAACUGGAAAAUUCAGCUGUAUAAAAAUAUCAAAAAUAAUUGAAACAGUGAAAUUUUGAGAAUUUUAUGUUUCUGUAAACCUUUCAAAAAUUGAUUUUUUGGCUGAAAACACAUGGAAAAUCUGAAAUUUCCGGCUUCGUUUCCGUUGGAAUAUUUCAUAAAUUUUGAAGAGAACUAUUGAUUUUUCAGCUAAAAACUUGUUGAAAUUACUGGAAUUCUGCAAAAUCUGAACAUCUAUAUGUGAUUUUUGAAACAGUGAAUUUUUGUUAUAAGAAAUCAUUCAUGUUUUCAUUUUUUUCUAAUUUUGGAAAAAUUAAUGUCAAAUUAAGUAUUUUUCAGAAUUUCAGCCUUAACAAUCCAUCCAAAAUUCCAUAUUCAAAAUCCCUUUUUUCCAGAAACGCGUAUUCCAAGUUGUAAUAACUCGACAAUGUUUUCAUCCCGGUGCAAAUUCCGUAGUCCCUUUGAAAGCCGACGGAAAAUUGACGGGUUUUCAACUAGUUCAAAAACUCCUCAAAUUUGUUUGGCCAAAAGAAAAACCAGAAAUUCGUCGUCGAGUUUUAGUUGCACUAUCAUUAUUAAUCACAGCCAAAUUAUGUAAUGUAUCAGUUCCAUUCUUUUUGAGAGAUAUUAUCAAUUAUUAUAAUGGAAAAGCUCCCGAAUUUCUGAAAUUGAAAUUGGAUUCAACAAACACGCCGUCUCAAACUAUAUUCACAACUGGUUUUUGCACAAUUAUUGCAUAUGGAUUGGCACGAGCAACUGCUUCGCUAUUUAAUGAAUUGAGAAAUGCGGUAUUUGCCAAAGUUGCGCAGAAUUCGGUCAGAAGUAUUUCGCGAGCCAUUUUUUUGCAUUUACAUUCGUUGGAUUUAUCUUUUCAUUUGAAUCGACAAACUGGAGCACUUUCAAAAGCUAUUGGUGAGUAUUUUGGGGGAAAAACUUGAAAAUUAUAUGUAUUCGGUCAAAAAUGCUGAAUUUUGCAUUGAAAUUUGUGAUUUUUGCAAAAUUUCAAUCAGGGAAACUCGUAAAAUUAAAAAUAACGAAUAUUAAACCUGUAAAUAUUGUUAUGGUUCGAAAUUCCGUCCCAGAAAAGCUGAAAGUCGAAAAAUUGCAUUUUUUUUCUAUUUUUGAUAAGAAAAUGUCAAAUUUGUCCUAAUUUCUGAAUUUUUGACUUGAAAAUCUUGAAAUUCACGAAAUUUUGAUUCAGAGAAAUUAUUUUCCUGGUCAAAAUCUACUAAUUUCAUAACAAAAUUUUCUCGAAUUCUUCACUGUUUCAAAAAAUAUUUAACUUGAUUUUGGUAAAUUCGAACAGAUUCUGGAUCCCGAUUUUUUGAGUUUUGAUUAAUUUUGAAUCUAUGAUUUUCCGCUAAAACUGUUUCUUUUCCAAUUUUUUUUACUGUUUCGAAGAUGUAUUGAAAAGAUUGUCCAUAAUCUAAUAUCCAAUAAUACUUCCGUGAAUGUCAAUAAAUUUACCCUAAAAACUGGAAGAUCUAGCAUUUUCUUUGAUAGGAAUUUCACUGUUUCAAGAUUUUUUCAUAUCAAAAGUUGUGCUUUUGAGACUGAUUAACUCGAAAAAUUCGUUGUAUUAGAUUUUUUUUGAAAAUUUUUUAACCACAAUUUUUCACUGUUUCAACAAAUGUGUAUCAGAAAAUUUUUGGUUUUCUCAAGCAAUAAUAAAUUCGAGUUUUUUCGCUGUAUCAAAUAAUUGUCAUUCGAAGUUUGAACUCCUUCCGUAGCUCCCUCCUUCGAGUAUUUUGAAUUAAUUCAAAAUUUUGUAAAUUUAAUUUCAGAUCGAGGAACACGUGGAAUGAGUUUUGUAUUGAGUUCCCUUAUCUUCAAUCUCAUCCCAACAGCAGUUGAAAUUGGAAUGGUUUCGGCACUUUUCACAGGAACACUUGGACCCGAAUUUGCUUAUAUGACAAUGGGAAGUAUUGGAAUGUAUGGUAUUGCAACAUUAGGAAUCACAAGAUGGCGAACAAAAUUCCGUCACGAAAUGAAUCAAGCAGAUAAUGAUGCUGGAAAUAAAGCAGUCGAUUCAUUAAUCAAUUAUGAAACAGUCAAAUAUUUUAAUAAUGAGAAAUUCGAAGCAAAUCGAUAUGAUAAAUAUUUGGCAAAAUAUGAAGAAGCUUCAUUAAAAACCACAUCAUCAUUAGCAUUAUUGAAUUUCACACAAAAUGCAAUAUUUAGUGGCGGAUUAAUUGGUGUAAUGUGUUUGGCGGCAAAUCGAAUUCAAACUGGUGAAUUAACAAUUGGUGAUUUGAUAUUAGCAAAUACUUUAUUAUUUCAAUUAUCAAUUCCAUUGAAUUUUUUGGGUUCUGUUUAUCGAGAAGUUCGACAAGGUUUAGUUGAUAUGAAUCAAAUGUUCUCGAUUUUAACGCUCAAAUCACAAAUUAUUGAGAAAUCUGAUGCAAAACUGUUGGAAAUUGAUAAUAAUGAUAUUACGCUGAAAUUUGAGAAUGUACAUUUCGGAUAUUUGCCAGGACAGGAGAUUUUGAAGGGGUUGAAUUUGGAGAUUCCGACUGGAAAGAAAGUUGCGAUUGUUGGAGGAAGUGGAUCUGGGUAAGGAUUUUUUUCAAGUUUUCUGGAAUUUUCUUUACUGUUUCAAAGCUAAAACCCUUCAUUCGAAGAAAAAAUAGCGAAAACCCUGAAUUUUCUCUCCCUAGAAAAAUUUAAAAAUGGACUGUUUCAAAAAAUUGCCUUCAAAAAAUGUUUUACUAUGGAAAUUUUAAUGGUCGACUUUUCCAUAAUAUAAAAAUUUCACUGUUCAAAAUUUUUUUUCAAAUACUCGACUUUGCAAAAACUUAUGAUUGACAAGCGAAAAUUCAAAUUGUUAUGGAAAAUUCACUGUUUCAAUAAAUUGACUUGAAAAUACUCGACUUUGCAAAAUUGAUGUUUGUCGUCUUUCUAUUAGAAAAAUCUUCACUGUUUCAAAAUUAUCAGUAACUUUGGAAAUUUCAAAAGUUUUGUUCAAAAUUAUUUUUGAAAAAUUCACUGUUUCAAAAUUAUGACUUUAAACUGAAACAGUAUUUACUCUUUUGAUCAACCUUCCAGGAUCUAAUUUCAAAGUUCAUAAAAUCCCAAAUCUCAUACAAAAAAUGAGGAAAAACCUGUAUUUUUUCUCCUCCUUACAAAAUAUUAAAAAAUUCACUGUUUCAAAAAAUUGCCUUCAAAAAAUAUUUUUCUUUGGAAAGUUGAUUUGAAACCAUGAUUUUAUUGAAAAAUUGUUUCAAAAUUUAAAAAAAAAACCUGAUUUUUCUCUCUGUCAGAAUUCCACUGUUUCAAAAAAUUUAUUAAUUUCGAAAGUUUUGUUGAGAAAAUGAUACCAGCACUGAACUUUAUGUCGAAAAACUCUCUGUUUCAACAUUAUGACUUGAAAAAUCAUUUACUUGAAGGUUAUUAUAAUAACCCCAAAUUACUUCAAAAUUUCGAAAAAACUCACUUUUUCUCACUGUCAAAAUUUCACUAUUUCAAAAAAUUGACAUAAAAAAUACUCGACUUUGCAAAAUUGAUAAAUGACAUCAACCUUUUCGGUUAAACAUAUAAACAAUUUCUCACUGUUUCAAAGUAUUUAAAAUAAAACAUUGGAAUUAAUUUUUCCAGUAAUACUUUUAUUUUUGAACACAAAAAAUAUGCAACAAUUCACUGUUUCAAAAAAUUUAUAAGUAAAAUAAGUUUUUUUCCAAAGUUCUUUGGCUUGAAAUUUUAACAAAUAAUCUUUGGAACAUUGAAUUUUCCCAAUAAUUGAUAAUGCGGAACAAUACACCCACCCAAUGAAUUAAUUAUGUGUUCGUGAAAGAAUAAAUAUUUUUGAAACGUAUAAUUUCUGACCCAUAUUCAUUUUUUUUCAUUUCAUUAUUUUUUUUUGCAGAAAAUCAACAAUAGUUCGUUUAUUAUAUCGAUUAUAUGAUACAGAAAAUGGAAAAAUUCGAAUAAAUAAUGAAGAAAUUCGAGAUUUACAAUUGAAUUCACUUCGAAAAAAUAUAAGUAUUGUACCACAAGAUUCGGUAUUAUUUCAUGAUACAAUUUAUUAUAAUUUGGCAUAUGGUAGACCAAAUGCAACCAAAGAUGAAGUUAUUCGAGCUGCUAGAAUGGCGGAUUUACAUGAAAGUGUGCUAAGAAUGCCGAAUGUGAGUUGUUUUGCUGAAAGUUUGGGGAAAGGGGAACAUUUUGGAAUUUUUUGAAUAUGAAAAAUCAUAAUUUGAAUAAAUCUUGAAACAUCAAUGUUUUAUGAAAAUUGCAAAAAAAAACCUAUUUCGAGAUGGAUUUUCAGGAUGAAGCUGCUGAAAAUCAUUCUAGCGGUUUUGAUUUUGAAAAUCAAGAUUUUUGAGCCAGAAAUUCGAGAAAUCCCUAAAAUUAAAAAAUCUGAUCAAAAAAUUUUUCACUGUUUCAAAAUUGAUUUAUAAAAUUUGAUUUUUUUAAUGAUUUCAGUGAAUCAUGGUCCAUUUAACAAAAAAAAAAAUAAACACUUUUUUUCUGAAAAAUUCACUGUUUCAAGAAAUUCAAGCUUCAAAAUGGCGAAAAAAUACCUUUUUAAGCUCGAAAACAGAUUUUUUGGCGCAUUUUAACUCCAGAAUCUUCUCAAAUUAAAUUCAACUGCUGACAAUCCGGUUCCCUAGAUUUCAAAUUUUAAAAUUGAGGUUUUUUACCCAGAAAUUCGAAGAAUCGCCGAAAUUUCAGUUUUUCAACCAUUUUUCAUAAAACCUGUCAAAAAAAUUUCACUGUUUCAAAAUUGAUUUAUGAAUUUCGCUUUUUUUAUGAACUUGUUCUUGAGUUCGGCGGAACUGUAAAAAAAGUUUGAAAAAUUCACUGUUUCAAGAAAUUCCUUUUGACAAAUACUAUCAAGAAAUUAAAAUACGUAAUCCUAUUUCCUUUCUAAAAAUGUUUGCUGUUUCAAAUUUUUCAUAUGAAAACCUUGGAAAAAUCCCUUAUUUUAGAGACAACAUGAAAUUGAGAGAGCGCAGAAAGCACAAAUUAAUUAUUCGAACAAAACCUACAAACUAAUUUGGCUGUCUGCGCUCUCUCAAUUUCACAUUGUCUCUACCCAAAAAUCCCGCUCAUUUCCCAUUUUUCUUCUUCCAGGGUUACGAUACAUUGGUUGGUGAACGUGGUUUGAAAUUAUCAGGUGGUGAAAAACAACGAGUUGCAAUUGCUCGAGCAAUUUUAAAAAAUGCACCAUUUGUUAUUUAUGAUGAAGCAACAUCUUCACUUGAUGCAAUUACUGAAUCAAAUAUUAUGAAAUCAUUGAAAGGAGCUGUUGAUAAACGGUUAGCAAGGGAUUUGGGAAGGGGAAAUUUGGGAACCAAAAUCUGAAGUUUUGUCUUUUUUUUCUCUAAAAAAAAUUCACUGUUUCAAAAUGUGUAUGCCAUUAAUUAUUUAUUGUGAGAAGAUACUACACAAUCGAAUAUACAAUUUGUCAAAUUUUUAGAUUUUUCAAAGGCUGAAGGAGACUUUCCGAAAAUUCGUAAGACUUUCCGAAAAUUGUAAGACUUUCCGAAAAUUCGAAUUUUUCCAAGAAAAAUAUCACUGUUUCAAAAUAUGUAUGUAUAUUUUUUGAAAAUUGGGAAGUUUGAUAGUUGACCUAAUAUUUCUACACAUUCUUCUCUGAAAAAAUUCACUGUUUCAAAAUUAAUAUUAGAUUUUUGUUCGAGUAUUUGAAAUCAGUUCAACCGUUAUUCUAUUUAAAGAAAAAUCCAGUGUUUCAAAAAUUUCUUGAUUCACUUUUGCAGAAUUUUUUCUGCCAGAAAAGUUCACUGUUUCAAAAUUUUAAUGUGAAAAAUAAUUGAACCUAGCUAUUGAUGCCAUAGUUUUUUCUUUAUUGGCUGAAAUUAUUUUUUAAUAAUCAAAUCCAGAAACUGUAAAAACAGGUCAAAUUUUCCUCCAGUAGCAAACUUUUAGAGCUAAAUUGUUCAGAAAACAAUUCAAAAAAUUCACAGUUUCAGAAUUCGAAGAAAACUUUUGAAACAGUAUAAAUUAUGAUGUUUUGUGCAAACGUAUAUCAAAAUUGUUCCCAGGAAAAAUUCACUGUUUCAAAGUUUUCAUAUAAUUUUUUGCUAGUUGAUAAUUUUUGUUUCUGUCAAAUUUCAACAAAAAAAUUCACUGUUUCAAAAACUGUUUAUCUCACAUAAAUUGAAUUGACUGGGUUAUCAUAUCAUAGUGUUUACAAGAAAAAUCUGAAAUUAAUAAUUUUUCCAGCACCUCCUUAUUCAUUGCUCAUCGACUCGCAACAAUUGUAGAUGCUGAUAUAAUUUAUGUGCUUGAAAAUGGAAAAGUCGCCGAAAAAGGAAAUCACUUCGAAUUGUUGUCCUCAAAUGGUUUAUACGCCGAACUCUGGAAUUCUCAAAAUGUUCACGGAGUUGCUCCAAAAUUGUCGAAAAAAGAUGACGAGGAUUUAUUGAUGGAAUUGGAUUUGGAGAAAUGUUGCGGAAAUUCGAGUUGUAAUCGAUAG